Colletotrichum truncatum is the source of this 1248-nucleotide messenger RNA. RefSeq names its product gliotoxin biosynthesis protein. NCBI's taxonomy places the organism in Eukaryota, Fungi, Ascomycota, Sordariomycetes, Glomerellales, Glomerellaceae. Gene Ontology annotation, molecular function: gamma-glutamylcyclotransferase activity. The record is from RefSeq and is a predicted model, not a curated record.
AUGGCGGCGACGACGACUGUCGAAGUCCCGCAGGAACCGGCCACUUGCCUCCGGCGCCUCCAGGACCUCGCCGUCUCAUAUCUUUCGAAACCCACUCCCUCCUCGAAACCCUCAUACCCGCCCAUCUCAAGCAUCCCCCGGACUUCCGAUGCCCGUCUCGCCGCAGCCGCCCCGGAUGCGGACCCCUCCGCCGAAAAGACCGUCCUCUACCUCGCCUACGGCUCCAACCUCUGCGCCGAAACCUUCCUAGGGACCCGAGGCAUCCGUCCCGUGUCCCAGGUAAACGUCUCCGCGCCCUCUCUCUCCCUCGUCUUCGACCUCCCUGGCGUUCCCUACCGCGAGCCCUGCUUCGCCAACACCGCCCCGCGAAAGGUCCCAGAACUCCCGAACCCGGGAAACCCCCCCAAGCUGCCCCCCAUCGCACCGCCCCUGCCACCCCCCGCCACCGGCAAGAAAGCGGAAGAAGGCACGCCGACCCCGGACAACCUGGGCUGGUCAAAGGGUCUCUACGGCGUAGUCUACGAAGUGACGACCAGCGACUACGCAACCAUUGUCGCGACCGAAGGCGGCGGCUCAUCCUACACCGACAUCUUCGUCCCCUGCAUCCCCCUCCCGCCGCGCGUGUCCGUCCCUGAAAAGCCGCCAAUCGACAUCCCUCGCCCCUUUCUCGCACACACCCUCUACUCCCCCGCCAUCCCAGACGCCCCGCCAGACGACGACGACGAGGACGACGACGACAACGACGACACAAAGAAACCCAAACCCCCGACCGACCCGCGCAAGGAGUGGUACUACCGCUUCAUCAAGCGCCCGCGCCGUCCGGACCCGGAGUACGCCCAGCCCUCGGCGCGUUACCUAAAGCUCAUCACCGACGGCGCCGCGGAGCACGAGCUGCCCGACGACUACCAGCGCUGGCUGAACAGCCUGCAGCCCUACACCGUCACGACGUGGGGACAGCGGGUGGCGCAGUUUCUGCUGACGCUCGUCUUUUUGCCUUUUCUCCUCUUCUUCCUGUUCCUGAGCAAGAUCCUGGCCGGCAAGGACGGCAAGUUACCUCUGUGGCUCGCCGUUUCGAUGGGCGUUUUGUUCAAUGUCAUUUGGAUGGCCUACGAUUACGUGCUCAAGCCUGUCUUUGGCGACGGCGAGAGGACGGAGGAAGACAAGGAGGACGUCUUACGUUUGUCUAGACCGUGGAUCGGCGCUCUUGGGACGGACGCGGAGAAGAAUAGGUUGUUGAGCGAUUGGUGA